AUCAGAUCAACCGACGAAGGUUUCAAGAUGGUAGAGUGGGCCCCUCUUAAAAUUCCGCUGAAAAGGAGACUUCAGACGUUUUUUGUGAUGUUCCAAGUGUAUAUGUUUCUCUUUGGACACAUCUUCGGAACUUGUUUUCUAUUGUUGUUACUGUUGAAUGCAUACACCCGUAUUUUUGCUGCGCUUUAUAUUGGCUGGGCCUUCAUCUUGAAUUCUCGAACUCCAAGUCGCGGGGGACGUUCCUUUCAGCUGGCAAGAAGGUGUAAGAUGUGGAAAUAUUACUGUGAUUACUUCCCAAUACGUCUGAUAAAAACGGCAGAAUUGGAUCCUAAGGAAAACUAUAUUUUUGGCUAUCACCCACAUGGAAUUAUUGGUUUGGGAGCAUUGGGAAACUUCUGUGGGGAGGGAACCGGAUUCUCGGAAAAGUUCCCCGGGAUUUAUCCUCAUCUACUGACGCUCACAGUGAACUUCAAGUUCCCGUUUAGCAGAGAAUAUUGCAUGGCGAUGGGUGCGUGUUCCGUUGAUAAAGAUAGUAUUGAGUACAUUCUAACCAAGAUGGGUCCUGGUCAUUCGGCCGCCAUUGUAAUUGGAGGAGCAGCAGAGUCUUUGGAAGCUCGUCCAGGAAACUUUAAAUUAACCCUGAAAGAUAGGAAAGGUUUUGUCAAACUUGCAUUACGUAAUGGGUUAGUGUGAUUGAUUCAAAACCAGGAUCAGAAUUUAUGGUCGAGAUCACUUGGAUCAUGGAAGUGGCGGAUCCAGACCGUCAGAUAAGGGGGUGGCCCGGUCAUCCAGACCCUGAGAUGAGGGAGGGAUGGGGGACUCGGUCUCAAAAAAAUUUUUUUUCCGCCCUUCAGGCCUCAGUUUGGUCUAAAAAUAAGGGGGGCCCCAGGCCCCUCCCCUGGAUCCGCCACUGCAUGGGGCUAGAAUGGGAUUUAGCGUGAGUUCCUAAUUGACAGGACUGUCAGCCCCACACAUCUUCAAAUAUUGAGAAUUGAUGGGGAAGGGGCGAUAGAUGACGUCAUAAUGCAUGGCACAUAACAUCAUUUGUGAAAAAAGAAAAACGUGUGAAAAAGAUGUUCACUGUUGGAAUCGUGACCUAAUUGGUUUACUUCCCACCAAUCACAUUAUUGCUUAUAUUACAAUGGCAUACCGGAGUUUGUGAGGAAACGUUUGACGUUAACAGUAAAAUAGCUCAAAAAACGUAAAACAUUUGAAAUUUCAUUGUCGAAUCUGCAAGAAAUGGCAAACUUCAGCAAUUAUCCGGGAGAUUUCAGACAGUAAUCCGGAGACCAGGAGAAACGGUUCAAAACCUGGGGUCUCCCGGAUUAUCCGGGAGAGUUGAGAACCCUGAAUUGAUUCCCCCAUACCUGCCAAUAUCCGGAGUACAAAAAUCUGGAGACGUCUAGAAAUCUUUCCAUUGUAAGAAUGUCAUUUUCGACAAUGUCUGACUACUCUCCGAAAAUCACCCGAAGGCCUUCUGAAUGUUCUCAUGCAACUUUGAUAACAGCGUGCAAAAACAGCACCAACUUUCUACCAUGUAUUGUGUAAUUUGAUUGGUUGAUUUUUAACCAGUUAUGAUACUUGUUUUAUUAAUUUAGUCAAAUUGAUUGCUCUAUUUUACAUUUUCCGAUCGAGAAGAGAGCAAAGAAGAGCACUAAAUACACUUCUUGUUUUAUUUUCUUUUUUAACAUCUCAAAAAUAAUGUAAUAAUAAAAUAAUUAAUCGAAAAAAAAUUUUGAAAAAGGCCACAGUAGGUAUUUCCUGGGAGAUUUGGUGCUCUAACCAGGUGACCGGGAGAUUUGAUGAAAAACUUGGAGACUCCUGGAAAACUGGGAGAGUUGGCAGGUAUGUGCCCUAUGCCAUGAUCCGAGUGAUCUUGGAUCUUGAAUCCUGAUCCAGAUCAUUCUAAAGGAACACACCCUUGAAGACUAUAUUUAUUGUUAUGUAUAAGAUGGACAAUUACCUGGUUUAGCUUUGCAUGGUUUGGUAUUGGGGAUGCAUGUUAAGGGAUAUUGGAAUUAUGUUAGAUUUGAGAUAGGGGGUAAAAUGACACAAUUUUUUAGUAGGAGUAUCAUGGAGAAAAGAAUAAUUUGUUUCAAUUAUGUAAUGAAUGCAUUCUAUAACAAGACUAGAUGGUGAAAGUGAUGUCACCUUAUUUUUACUCUAGUUGCUCAUCUAGUUACCUACUUGUGUUGCCUGGCCCCCAGAAUGUGUGAACAAAAGAAUACAUCUGAUCAGCCCUUCUCUCCCCCCUUGAUAUAAGCCCACCUCCAAAUAUAUUGAAGUGAAUGCCAUUUAUUAUGACAAUUUUAAGUGCAAAACAUGAUUCAUGAUUAGCACUGCUAUACAUUCUUUUAAAGCACUUUUCCUUUAUAUGCAGUUGUAAGUUCCCUUGGAUAUAAGCCUUCCUAAAACCCCUAUUGAAGACACGGUGUAUAAGCAGCAGCUAACGUUGGACUGUUGGAAGGGGACAGAUAACAAAUUGUCGUUGCUGGAAAUAUUGGCAUGUCCUAACUGUUUAUCAAAAAGAUGCUUACAUAUGUGCAAAUGUUCCAUUCAUUUUUUGGCUUCAUUAAAUCCUUAAUACCAUAUGAAUGUAGAAAAUUUUAGAAGGAGCCACCCCCAGUGUGAGCACAAUUAUUGACAAGGUAUAAGUGGCAUAGUUUCAGAUCAGCGAAUGCUAAUACCACAUAAUAUAACUGUGCAUUGGUCAUAUUUUCAGUGCAUCUUUAGUUCCUGUAUUUUCCUUUGGAGAAAAUGACUUAUAUGAUCAAGUGAGUAACCCCUCUGGCUCAGCACUGCGUCAUUGGCAAACAAAGGUAAAAGAACUGAUGGGAUUUGCACCUCCACUCUUCCAUGGCCGUGGAGUCUUCCAAUACACUUUUGGAUUGCUUCCAUAUAGAAGACCAAUUCAUACUGUCUGUAAGUUAUGUUUAGCUGUUCCUUCUUCAUAAAAAUAUAAUGUUUGUCUUGUAGUAUAAACUCUUGCUAAUCACAUGAAAAAAGGUACAUUAAGCAUUGUUGCUAAUAAUUCCUUAUUUUACUCCUUAUAUAUGAUGUAACUGGCAUGAUGAUAUUAAUUUUUAAUGAAUCACAUUGCAAUUGCAAUUGGUUAAUGCUCUUAACCAAGAAUUUAAAGACAAAAGAAAGAAAACACUAAAGAACGAAACGUUCCUAUUUUUGUGUUAGAUUAAUCCAGUCUAUUAUUGUUAUCAGAGCAUGCAGACAUUAGUUUGGUGGAUAAUGAUUGAAAAGCUAUUGUUCAAGUACAGUAUUUUAAAUACUAUUUUAAAAGCAUUACUCCACAUACUAUUUUACACAUUCUUAGUCACUUUGACCCCAGUGCGAUGUCUGAGAAAAAUGCAUGCCCAAAGUUUAGGUAAAAGCUGUUUUUCUCAACCUGUACUGAUUGACUGGACAACUUUUAUCACGUCUUAUAGAUGUCUGUUCUAUUGUUGAGUGCAAAUUAAAUAAAAAAACAAUUGAAUUUAUAUAUAUAAUUUAGUUUGGUUUCAAACUGAAGCAUUCGUCUAUUUCUCAAUAUUUCUUUUUCUAGUUGGUGCACCCAUCAAUGUUAACAAAGUUAAGAGCCCUACAGCAGAGGAGGUGGAUAAACUUCAUUGUCAGUACAUCACAGCAUUAAAAGAUUUGUUUGAUAAACACAAAAGAAAUUAUGGAAUUGAUGAAGACAAGCAUUUGAUCAUCUGUUGAUGGAAGGAAGCUUGUUGUACCAUAAUUGAUUAGAGCAAUAUUGAUCACUAUUUAAGAUCAACAGAAUUGACAUUUUUUUUUUCUUAUUUUAGGACAG
Molecule: messenger RNA, 3808 nt
Organism: Porites evermanni
Lineage: Eukaryota; Metazoa; Cnidaria; Anthozoa; Scleractinia; Poritidae
Source: the annotation of a GenBank genome assembly